AUUUGGGCAUGGGAGCACAUACACAUCGGCAGACCUCGGAUUUCGAGGGUGCGGGACCCACCUCCACAAUUUGACGAGGUCGUUCCUAUUUUAAGCUCCCAGCAUGUUCCGGGGCUUGACCCGUUAGCUGUCAGUUGGCUUCGAGUACACAUCACUAGGUCCCACACACAGGUGGGCUUCCUUACUACAGGGAUGCACUUGACCAUCAGACGGACGAGCAGAUGACUUGGCAGCCAUAUACUGAUGCGAGACUGGCGUUGUUACCUGCUAUAUGUCGAGCUGAUCGACAUGUAUGGCGCACAAUGGCCCCACUUAUCUGUUUCGACAUUGUAGAGUUCCAUUUCCCUGGUCAAGUUAUGCGCCAGUUUGGAUUCGAGCUGACGAUUCCAGCACCUUGUGAUGAGCACAACCCUUCAUGCCAUAGAUCGGAGGUCGAAGAACAAGAACUAUCCGCUCAGACAUCGACCUUACAUUGCACAUUGGGAUGAGCGCGAGGGACACAUAGUUCAGGGCACUCCUUUUAGUGGUCGUACUCAUGCCAUUGAGGAGUAUAUGAUAUGGUUUCGUCGCAUCACGAGGUUACGCCUGACGAAUCCAUCGAGGCGACCACCUUCUACACAUUAUGAGCCUGCGUCUGCAGAUAUAGUAUUGGCACAUACUUUAUCUGAUAUUGCUCAUAGGUGCGGUACUGUACUAGAGGCUUCUGAGUCAUUGCCUCCAGAUAUGGUGCUUCAGUUGUAUGCACAGACAUUGCAGACUAUGAGGGGACUGUGUGUUGAUGUUGUUGGCCGAGCUGGACAUGGCCACAUCGUACAGGGCAUGCCUACUUCUGCUGGAUAUACAUCGACUUCUACAUCUUCUACGUCUGCUGCCCACAUAUCUACCACGACAGCUUUGCUUUCACCUCCAGUCAGUCAGAGGGCCUAUCGACGACGUUCUAACACUACUCCCCCUUCUCUUGAUGCCAUUGCAGAGUCUCAUGAGACCACACCUAGCUCAUGUACAUCUUCACAAAAGAAGAAGAGAGGGUUUUAGCAGUUUCAUUUAUUGUUUAUGUAGUUAGUUAACAUUAUGUUACAUUUUAAACUUUGUUUGUGAUUGACAUAUUUUCUCAAUCUAACUUGUAACUAAAUUUUUUUUACAUAAAUUUGAAUGUGGAUGA
Beta vulgaris subsp. vulgaris (sugar beet) is the source of this 1162-nucleotide messenger RNA. RefSeq lists its product as uncharacterized. The transcript is spliced from 4 exons. Lineage: Eukaryota; Viridiplantae; Streptophyta; Magnoliopsida; Caryophyllales; Amaranthaceae. The record is from RefSeq and is a predicted model, not a curated record. Bases 400 to 1035 code for a protein of 211 amino acids.